This is a messenger RNA of Xyrichtys novacula (pearly razorfish), 35137 nucleotides long. The record is from the annotation of a GenBank genome assembly. NCBI's taxonomy places the organism in Eukaryota, Metazoa, Chordata, Actinopteri, Labriformes, Labridae.
GAGCUGCUUCUUCAGUUGACUUCCUCAGUGGGACAGAGACCAUGGCGGCGGCGGCUGCCUGCGGUCAACACACCGCGGCGAUAACGGCCGGUAAAAAACCGCACACCGUCCGGGAACACAGCCGGAGAAGUCGGGAGAACUCUCGCCGGAGACAAGCCGCUCUUUUGUUCCUCAGUAACAUCUCUCUGGACGGACGGCCGGUUCAGACUACCGCCGCUGAGAACGCAGGGAACCGUCAUCACAGAGACACCGACUUAGAAGGAGCCGAGCCCGGCUUAGCAGCAGGGUCCAGGCUGACCCCGGAGCUGGGUGUUAAUAACAGCUACGGGACGUUCUCCAGUGCGAUCACAGCACCGAAAACAACACUCCUGAACAUCCCGCCUAUCCUCGUCCUGCCCUCGGACACGGGCUACAACGAUGGGAGCGGAGCGGAGGGGCUCCUGGACUGCCGCAGAGGCUCGUUCCCCUCACCGGGGAACAGCAACCUGCUCUCGCCGUCUCCGUCCAACACCAGCCUGCUACCGUCUCCACUCGGACCGCGGAAGUCCUCGACACUGCUGUCAGUUCAGAGCUGUAACUCGGUGUCCUCAGAGCCGAGGCAGAGGUUAGAAACACACUGUUGGGUUUGUGUUGUUGUUGACAUUAUAGUGUUUGUGGUUUGAAACACGGACGUGACCAGAGAUUUUUAAUAGGGUGGCCCAACAGGGGCUCUGACUUAAGGCAUGUGCACAGGGGCAAUGAUACCCAGCGUUUGUUUACAUAUUCUGCCUUCACUAUUUAUAUCCACAUUCAAUACUUACCUUUAAGUAUCAUACAGAUAGGGGAGAGUGGGGUAAGUUGAACCACCCCCUGUUGCUUGGAAAUGGUAAAAUAAUUGAUCAUGUGACCAAAUAUUUUGGAGAUGGGCAUCAAUUCAUGGAGUCUGUGAAGGUUCGAAGCACAUGGGCAUUUGACAUUUAUUUUGACACAUGUUUUAUUAGAAUUGUGUUCAAACCAAAAAAGAUCAUUUUAAAUUUGUUUUAUACAUCAAUCGUGGUAUCUAAGCGCUCCAACAUGAGGUCAAAAACCAUCAAAGUCCACCAUUUUAGCUCAGAGGACUAAUAAAUUCAUGAUUGUAGUUCUGGGGUAACUCUCAAAAAUACAGCUGUGAAUGUGAAGAAGUGAGAGUGGAAGGGUAGUAGGGAUACGGCUCAACUUACCCCGCUCAUAUGGUCAACUUACCCCACACACGGGUUAAGUUGACCAUAGGAGACCACUUUGUUUUUGUCCUGCUAUAUUAUCAAGACACUUCUGUUUACACUCUUUCUGUUGGUUUGCAGGGAUGAACAACAUCCUGAAAUAUCUGCAGAUACACGAGUUAGAGACAAAACUAUGAUGUAGUGACCCGAUAUAUAAGAAAUGUCUCAUCUUACCCCACUCUCCCCUACAGAUCACAUAUUAAUGUGAGUAUUUAAACUGUGAGCACACUCUGUGGAAGUUUCAGAGAAAUGUAUGAUCUUAUUAUUCCACUAAAUCCACUUACGAAGUUUCAAGUGUGUCACAGGUGGUGAUGCAAGAUUUCCCUGUUUAUAUAGUCCCCCACCUGGAUGUGAGACUGGACUCGGAGCAGUCUCUGUGGGUCUGUAGAUAUACUGAGUCAUGUCUCACUGCCUACACCUGCGUUCUGCAGGUGAAGGAGAGAUUUCAUAAGAAAUAUGACUAAUGUCUGCUGACAUUAGGAGGCGCGGUAUGGAUUAUUUGCUCCUUUAUUCAUUAGCUACGUGAACAUUUCUGGUAUUUUUCUUUGUCAUGCGAAACAUGACUCAGUCGGCUAAUUACAGGAACUGUUAAACCACUUGUUCUGAUACCUAGAUACACGAUGAUGUUUAUCGUUCACUCAGUUUGUUGUUGUUUUACUCACUCUGAUCAAAUGCUGUGGAUUCAAAUGAAGAAUUAUUGCAAUUUUAACUUAAAAAUAGUUGAUCCAGCAUUAAACUUAUUGAACUAGAUAUUUUUUCAGUGUAGAAAAUAGUUUAAAGUCUUUGGGUGCAUUUUUAAUCUCAUAGUAAAGUUCAGUUUGAAGGUUGUAGCACGCUGGCGUAGCUGGGGGUUUUCUGGAGGGGAAGUGGACCUGGGGGAGGGUUAAAAACCGCAAAGAGACAACAUGAAGUUGAGCUGCACGCCACGGCACAGUAACCUAGAAUCGUUUUAAUUUGCGCAUUAACUCUUUGGACUCUGGAUUACUCUAAUCUGACUUUGUGAAGAGAGGGAGACAUUCUGACAAACAAACAAACUGAAUUUCCUCCCAGCUGUGUGACUGUGGUUUUAGAAGGAAGUGAGUGACAGUUUGUGUGAACGCGUAUGUGUGUAUCUUACUCAUCUGGCAGUGUUUGAGUCGCGGUGGGCCGGUGUGUGGCUGCUGAUGGAUGGCUCGGCUUCGUCACCGUGUUGGCAGCAGAUCAAAACCCAGAGAAUGUCAGCCCUGCGGCGAUAAACACUGCUUAACCCAUUUACACCUAACAACAGGCGGGAAAUUAGCAGCAGAUAACAGCUCAUCAGUCAGACUGCAGCGGCAGACUCCUGCUGACAUCCACAGCUCCUGCUAACACUUAAUUUUGUUUAUGCAGUGCUGCACAAACAGGGUGUUAUUGUACUUCAAGCCUGGUGAAAUUUACACUCCUGAUAUGCUUUUUGUUUUAAUUUUUGAUUUAGCUCCUGGUUCUGCAGAGCUGCUGCGAACAGCUGUGGCUGGAGGCGGGAUAUUUGCAGGUUGUCCAUCUGUGUCUUAGUAAAUGUGGCACCUCGUCCUCCGCCUCGGGGAUGAAAUAUAAUGUUUCUUUGGUGAGCUAAAUGUCAAGAUCACUGUGAUUUAUCCCAAACAUUUUCGGUCAUAACUGGAGAAUAAUGAAACAUCAGCACUUUUCAGAAAUGUUCUCCUCACUUUCUAGGCGGAUAUUUUCAGAAUCAGAGUCACUCAUGCACCUCAGAGUAGGAGAUAAUCUGUGUCGGACGUGCUCUCACGAUUUUCAGCACUUCAUCUGGUUCUAGUGAGGGUAGCACAUGCAGAGGGAGGAGGAAGGUGACUAUAAUGGUGGAGUGUCUGUGUCUUCAAGGCCGGGGGAUACAAGCAGCAGGUGUUUUCUGCAGAAAUCUUAAAGCUCCUGUAAGGAACUUUAGGUUUGCAUCAACUUUGGCGCCCCCUAGACUUUGCUUAUCUUGACCUCUGUGUGCUUAAAGGUGGGGUAGUCAGGAUCUGAGGAAGUUCCAGUUUUUGGGAGAAAUCUUGAAUGUAAACUCUACCCCUCCCAACCAGUUUUCCCCUCAGCUCCUCCUCUCAAGCCCCGCCCACAAACAGACGCUCCUGCUCGCUCGUAUCGUUCCAAUUAAAUUCAGAUAUAAUGCAGAUAUAAUGAUUGACUGAUGUCCCUCAAAAAGAUCUCCACCUCCUCGUUCUUGUCUGUGCCGUUAGGAGCAGCUGUUGUGUUUGGAGACCUAUUGCAGAGUCCGUUCACCUCUACCUGGCGAUAUGAAUGUUUGAGACGAUCACCUGCUGCUGUCAGGCGAAGAUCCGGGUAGAUCCGUGGUGAAAAGUCAGCGUUUGUUCGCACAUUCAGCCUACCAAAGUCAGUGUGGUGCAUCUGUAAAAGAAGCAGUUUUUUCACACCGAUGACUGAUGGUGACGUCUAACACAGAAAGGUCAAAGAUGAACGUCACUACCACAUGUCAUAUAAAAAUCAUCUGAGUGCGCUACAUCAGGGACGCCUGAGAGGUAGAUCUUCAAACAUGACACAAAUAACCGCUCAGGGCGACGCAAAGGUCAAGGUCACCGUGAUCACACAUGAGAAGAGCGCAGGAUGUUAACAAAGCCGGGACAAAAUUUAACCACAUUUUUUCAUCCUGUGAUCUGAAGAACAAUCCCGCCCGUGAACAAUGAGUGCGUGAUUUCCCUUCGUGCUCCUGAUUGUUCUCCUGAAACAAGAGGGAGCGAGCGGCGUCUCUCGUCGUUUUGUCUCAGACUCUUUGUUAAACGUCGCUCAGUAAUGAUGUGCUUUCAUUAAUUGUGGCGCCUUUUGAAUUCCUAAUGUCCAAGAUAGUCGGGCUUUGGCGUUCCACACUCACAUGGAAGGUUCUGGAGCCCUCAAAUAACCCCAAUAUAUAACUACAUCAUACUAAAUACAACCAUCAAGCUGCUUAAUCGUCUACUUAAAUUUUAACUAUCAAUUGUUGAGAUGGUGACGUUUAAGUCUAAAUGACCGUCUGAACGAACGUGUGAACGCUCGGUCUGUUUCUGUUGGCGGCAGUGGAUGAGUCUUAAAGCAGCUUCCUCCUCACCUACACUCUUCCUGUUGUAAUAAAGUCUGAUACCGCCGUCUGUCACGCUCUGUUUGGUCUCAGUGUGUGAAGUCGUGCCAACCAGCUAACCAGCCAGCCAACGUCUUCAUUAGCCUUCACACACAGAGACGCACUUUAAUACACAGGAUCUCUGCUGAAUGGAUAAAAAACAAUAUGAAGCUUUAUUUUAAUCAGAUCAACCAGUCAGGUAAAUAACAAGGGGACUAAAUCUGAAUGGAUUUAGUUUUUUAUCACCUGGCUAUGAGACUGAGUGAUCGAGAACUGAAUUAGACAGUUUAAUCCAGUGUUUAAUGUUUGAGUUACCUCCUCAGUUUGCAGCACAGGAGUCCUGAGAAACAGUCUGGGCUCACAUUAACAUCCUGCAGUUACAGAUGAUUUUCCAGAAAGAUGCUCAACUUUAACAUCUUUGUGGAGAGAAUCUGUGUCUUUUAUUGGUCGUGAAAUUUUACGAUAACACGUCCGAGGCACAGGAAAACAAAUAAAGGUUAUAAACGUUUGAGCCGUUCGAUGUUUUCUUUUUUCUUCAGGAGAUCCAACUAAACAGAUCAUUAAACAUUUAUGAGUUUGGCAGAAAACUACAGCAGAGGACAAAAGCAGAGAAAACAUGGACGUACACAGACUUCUGCAGCAUUCAGGGUGCAGCGAGUCCGCUCCAUGAUUGAGUUAGUCCUGAACCGAGACGCUUUGACAGUAUUAUGACAAGUGUGUGUUUGUGUUUGUGUGUGUCAGGGCAGCAUUAGAAAAGAGAUGAUUGUGCUUUUUUUCUCUCCAGCGACUGUUUGUAGUAACCUGUCAGUGUGAGUUUACUCAGGUGUCAGUUGUGUUGUGUUGUAUGUGUGUGUGUGUGUGUGUGUGUGUGCACGCAGAGAAAACAAUGUUUUGCACGAGUGACAAAGCUUGAAAACAGCCGAGCGUGGACAGCUCUGUUGUCUCUGAGUCAGCGCUGAAGUCUCGUCACAGUUUUGAUUUUCUAAAGUCGUGACACUGAGAAGUUCUGCUGACGACAAAAACACAACCUGAUUGACUGAUUUCAGCAGAACCGGGUCAUGGAUUCUGGUUCUGCUGUCAUAGACGUACUCGAGUCAUAUUGUGUAGUUUGUUUUGCAUUUCUACGAUUAGUAAUAGUAUGCUAUGAUGAGUCUAUUUUGUCGUCCUGUGCUACAUUCAUGUGUGCGAAAAUCCUGAAAACUUAUUGAAAUUUUCAGGAUAGUAGGCAGUAGGGCUGGACAAUAAACCAAAUUUUUACUGAUACCAAAAUUUACGACAAUAAUCAACGUCAUUUUGCCCAUAUCGGUAUACUCGUUGUCAAAUAAAUAAAUCAAUCAAAGUUGUUUUUGGAUGUGUGUAGGUAGGCUAUGGUCUCAUGUCCCUUUAAGACGCUGUCCUACAUCAGAGACGUGACUCCACCCCAUCCAGUCUGUAACAAAGAGGGAAGAUGGAGGACGGUUCAAAAGUUGGAGUGGCUGAAGUAGACGAAGUUAAUGUGGGAGGGGGUGAGCAGCUGGUGGAGUAGUUAUCAUCCAUUUAUCGUUAUCGAGGUGAACUGAUCAAUAUAUUGUGAUAUUGAUUUGAAGCCAUAUUGCCCAGCCCUAGUAGACAGCAUGUUUGCAAUAUUCUUGCCCUGACUUUGCCAGGGAUUUCUUUUGCAACUUGAAACUUCUGUAGGAAAUAUUCACAAAGAUUCGUUGCAAGCGAGCAAAAAACUUUUUUUGUUUGUUUUUGAACUUUUCUUUGCUGCUGUGUGCAGUUUAUUCGUAAAAAAAAUGUUAGUUUUGUCCCUUUAUUUGCCCCCCAAAAAGUUGCAUGAGUCCCACACUUCAGCAGGUAGAUCCUCCGUCUACAUGAACUCUGACCCCCCCCUCCACUCUCCAAUUAGGACAUCCGGUCUGCAGUCAACCUCUGUUUGAAUUUAGCCGGAUUAAUACUCCUCUGAGCGGUGUCAGCUGUACUUAGCUUUAUCGAGCUGCAACCUGCAAACGUAACCAUCCAUGACACUGGAGUUUUUCCCACAAUGCACUUGACUCAGUUUGCUAACGGGAUGUCAGCUGUCCUCUCGCACACGGAUAAACUUUCCGCUGAUACCCGGCUUCUAGGAAUCCACUCAAAUAGAGAUGAGCUGGAGAGAACAUCCGACUGAAACAAGUAAAAUUUAGAAAAAGUUGCGAACUUAGAGACGAUUUAACAUCAAUAAUUAGUGGUUUUUAUCUCUGUGCAUGCUUCUUUUGCAGCGAUCGAACAUCAUUUUCCAGAGCUGAGUCGCUGAAGAGUGAUAUGUAUCUCACUUCCUCAGUAUCUCCUCUGAGAGUUGCUCAUGCAAAACAGCGAACAGAAACUGAGAGGCAAACACAAACUGAGCUUAGCUUCAGUUCAGGUCGGACAAAAGGUCAAGUUCAGACCACAGGCUGAUUAGCAGAUAGCUCGUCUUCACUUCCUGCAGGAGCGUUUCUUUCUAUCGACGUGCUUUGGCGUGGAAAAAUCUGCCAUCUGUCCGUCUGUCUGGACGCCUAAUGAGGUUAUUCUUCUUCAGAUCCAGACCGAUCAGUCUCAGUGCCAGAGGGGAAACACUAAAACUCCGCUGACCUACCUGUCACACCAGGUGAGGAAACCCUGCCAGCUCUGUUUGGCUGAACUUCUCUCUGGAGGGUCAUGUGUUCCCUUAAUGAUCUCAUGGAGUCAAUGACGUAGUCCGCCAGAGACUCCCCACUGAGUCAGGAGGGAUGUUCCCGCUUCAGGUCGGGAUUAGGAGUUUCCCUUCGUGACGUCACGGAGGAGAUGAGUUUAGGAUCUUUGCAUCAGGAUUGAAUCGACUCUCUCAAAGGUUCUUUUAUUGUCAGGAGGAAGUGAAAGACAAGCGCGGUUACGGGUUGGUAGAAAUGAAACCGACACACGCCCUUCACUCACAUGGGAUCCUUUCCCACAAGAACCUCAUCUUAAACGUGUUGCGACUCCUAAAUGAUCAAAAAUCUGUCAUUUUUACUGAACUACCUCAUUUUUAUAUGAGCUUUAAAGAUGCCUGAUGAUCAGUGGAGCCUGAACCUUUAAUAAUAAAAACUCAUAAUUCCAGGACAUGAAACUCUCUCUUUCAUUUUGCAAGUCUCCAGUGUUUUUCUGCAUGAGUCACGCACACUUUUUUAAUCAUGUUGCCUUUAAGGUGGAGUAGUCAGGAUCUGAAGUAGUUCCAAUUUUUAGGAGAAAUCUUGACUGUAAACUCCACCCCUCCAACCAGUUUUCCCCUCAGCUCCUCCUCUCAAGCCCCGCUCACAAACAGACGCUCCUGCUCGCUCGUAUCGUUCCAAUUAAAUUCAGAUAUAAUGCAGAUAAAUACUUCAGAUCAUUACAAAUGGGGCCCAGUCAAGGUGAAAGUCAAAAGCAUUGGUGCUACUGUAGAUGCCAACAGACUACCAGCAAACACAAUGUUUGCAGGACUUCUACAACGAGGAUAAAGUGACAUAGUCCAGGACCCGAGGGAGGACAGUUUAGCGAUGGCGCUACAACACGCUACAGCAGGUCCGUUUGACAAGAAACACUUCUGUUACAGACACUUGUCUUACUUUGUUAAAGCGGUUUACCUGUCCAGCAGAAAGGUUACAGGGUCACCAAGAUCCCCAAGCGUCCCCCAUCGUUUAUGUUGACCCGGCUUUUUAGCUCUUGUCUGGUCUACCUCCGUUUUAAGCGCCCGUUAUUCCUCCAGAGUCUCCGGUAUUUACUUUGUUUUCUUGCUUGUGUCGGCAGUCGUGGCCAAAGGAGGAUUCAGACAAUUUUCCGACAAUUUUUAUGCUUUCUCUCAUGUUUUACACCAUGCUUGUGUUUGCAGCAUGUUUUUUUUCACCUCCAAACUGGCGCUCAUAUUUUCAGCUUCAUCUGUCUGCAUCAAUAUGGAGUGAAAUCAUCGUUUUUAUGCUCAGACCUCCAUCUGAUUGGAAAAACUGGCACCAAGUGAAGCAGGAAAGCGUCAUUUGUUUUCACAAAGGUGCUCAAUAGAAGCUCUCGAUGUGUUUGUGAUGAAUCCUCAUCGUUGCCGUAAUGAUGGAUUUGUGAUUAAUCGUGCGGCGCCGCUAACCUCCUAGUUUUAAUAAAAGCUCCGACACAGCCUUCAAAAACAGCCGCCAAGAUAAAUGAGCUAAUAUUAUCCGUAUCAGUUUGUCUUUAACAGACGAUCACAAGACUUUUUUGUUUGAUUUACUCGAAUAAUUCUGUUCAGAUAUAUCUUUGGUUUAUAAAAACAGUUUUACACUCAGAGUAGAUUAUUCCUCUCUGAUAAAACGUGAAGAUUUUCUUUUAAGGGAAUUUCUCCUAGCAGACAAAUAACUGAAUGUCAAGAUAAAAUAAGAUGAAUUUGUGGCUCUUAUAAACUGAAUUUCCCCCGAGAUAAAUAAAGUUUUUAACCGAUGAACAAACAACAUGACCUUUUUUAUGUGUGCGUGUGUUUUCCCCUGCUGUCCCUCCCUCUUUAGUUGCUCCAGAGUAAACAUCAUUAAAAGGAUUGGUUGUUCAAACUUGACCUGGUUCUCACUCCUGUUUACGCUCUCUCUCUCUCUCUCUCUGUUAUUAAUUUCUUUCACGCCCUCUUUCUUGUUUUUGUUUUUUUGAGCUUGUCACUUUUUCAAGAGAAUUUAGUGUCAAAUCUGUUCUGAAAAAGUCUCAUUUUUCACACUGAGACGACCUUGAGAUGUCUGAAUAAUACCGACUGAGUUUCUCAUGAGCUCUGCUGCGUCUCCUACCUGUGUCUGAUAAGAGUCAGGGAAAUGUUACGUCUGCCGAACUGGUACUGUCAGUGCGGUUCAUGUACAAGCACAUACAUGUUGUCUUCAGGUUUGCGCUCUAACUUUUACUUUGAACACACACAUGCAAACACACACAAAUUGCACGAGAAUAGGCACACACACUGCAAAAUGAGUAAAAGUUAAAUUUGCUGCUUUGUUCCCCAAAACCUUUUUUCUUCCCUAAAGCAGAAAACGUAUCAGAUUCAGCAGAAAUACUGAUUAGACACACCCUAAGGAGAAGCACACACACACACACACACACAGGCUGCAGACACACACACAGGCUGUAGACACACACACACACACAAAUAAGCACUCGCCAAACUCUGACAAACAAAACGGGGAGACCAGCAGGAAUCUGACUGACAUCAUCUGUAUGUCUUGUGUGAGUGUGUGUUCUCUAGUGCGUCUAAACACACAUGCCUGUGCAGUGAACACAGAGCCCUCCACACCCUGAAUACACACAUGACGUCUGGCUCUGCUUCAGUCCACAUCCUCACCAAUAAAUCAGGAAUCAGCCCACACCAGUGAAGGUUUCUAAACUCUUUUUUUACUUCUGAUCUGAAACAACUAAAGCUGUUUAGUACAUUUAUAAUAGUAAAUGUCAGUUACUACACUAGGAGUCAACACAGAUCUAGGGCUGGGCGAUAAAACGAUAACAUGUCAGUCAUGAUUAGAAAGUAAACAUGCUAGAAACUUUGACGUGUGUUAUAAGGAUGUCUUCGCCUCUUUGAGAUGUUGCUUCAUUUUAAACACCACAUAAUUAAAGAUAGAGUAGGCGACUUCAAGCCCAUUCUGAAUCAAUGCUCAGUUUCUCUCACCUGUGUAUUCAAAGCAGAGUGUUACACUCACAUCUCACCAGCUGACAUUUGCUUAUCAUUGGCGUGUUUGCAUGUGAAGUGGACGGUUAUUUUAGAGGACAAUUCAAGACUCAUAACCAGCCUGCAACAAUCACAGACAUCCAAACUAAAUCGACUUCAUUUAAACGCCCUCCUGAGGAUGGGGUUUAGAGCCGCGUUCAGGCUGAUCAUCACCAUCGAUGUGAACAGACAACCCUCUUCCUGUGACCUUUUACAGGAGGCUCUUAUCAGUCACUUCACAUCUCUGUUUACAUGUCAAAGUUUAACAGGCGGAUGAAAGGAUGUCAUUUUAAACCCCUCUAACACCAGUAUUAGUCUUAUUAAUAACACAAACACCUUCAUCCAGGUGGAGUCCUACAGGGAUUGGGAUUAAUCAGAGUGAGAACCAAUAAUCUAUCAAAGCUUAGCCUGGGUCAGUGUGUGCAGGAAACUGAUGGAUACAGAAAAUUACCGGUCUGAAAUUACACUGUUAUGAGUCAAUAAACAGCAAACCCAUAUUUUAUUGACUUUAACGGACUGAUAAUUGAAACAGGUGAGCUUUAAACACAGGUGAGAACAUCUGCAGUCAGCUGAUCAGGAGGUUUAUUUUUAGAAAGACGACUGAGAGAGAAGAAGGAAUUAAAACGAAGGCUGAAUUUUUAUUCACUGCUGGAGGAGACUGUUAAUCUGGUGAUGUAAGACACACAACAGGCCUGCUGCUGCUGCUGCUGUGUGUCUGUGUGUGUGUGUCUGUGUGUGUGUGUGUGUGUGUGUGUGUGUGUGUGUGUGUGUGUGUGUGUGUGUGUGUGUGUGUGUGUGUGUGUGUGUGUGUUGCUCAGUCAGAAGUCCUUGUAGUGUAAUCUGUGGAACGUCCAGCAUCAGUCAGUCAGUGUCAGAGGUGUGGACAGACUGUUCUUACACACAGCUGCCUGCUGUGUGUGUAUGUGUGUGUGUAUAUAUGUGUGUGUGUGUGUACAGGGUGAGGAUUUAGACAACCGAACAUUUAAUCUAUGGUUGCUCGUUGGUCAAUUACAAAGCGAGUGCAUGUGUGUGUGUGUGUGUGUGGAGAGGAUUUAGCAAGCAAGGUACUUAAGUAAAGCUGUGAGUGUGCACGGCGUGUGUAUCUGUGUGUGUGUGUGUAUGUGUGUGUUAGAGACUGUGUGUUUGUGUGAAAGAGAGGGGUAGAAAGAUGGCGCUCUGAGUAGAAGAUUUCCUGAUGAACUUUCUGUCUGUGUUGAUUUCGGCGCCCCCUGUGGACAAAGUUAUAGCCCUCAUAUUGUUAAUAACUGCCAUGAAUAAAAGGUUGAUAUGGUUAAUUUCUGUCUGUUUAAUUACCGAUCAAUAACUCCUUUAAGUGAUCCAGUUUGUGUGACGGCUUUUUCCCUUUCACACGUGUACGAAGGAAACCAAAACAAACUCCUUCUUCCCCAAAUAUUUCAGCCCAAAAUCAACUUUGAGGAUGUUAAAAAUGUAUAUUAAUCACACAUAAAUUGCUAGAUUAUCGUUAAAUGAUUAAAUGAAAGCAACCUGAAUAAUAAAUAAAUGUUUAAUGUGGAAAAACUUUAAAAGAGGUCCUCAAAAGUGUCGAUAUAAAUCAUAAAUCAUGUCUGUUUAAGUGUCAGGAGAUGUCUGUGUUUUGAGCACGCUGUGAGGACUUUAAUCAAAACUGAUAUCUGUCUGUUUUAGGCAGACUCAGUGUUGUUUUUUUACUGUUUUAGCAGUAUAUCAUUUAUUUUCUGUUCAUAUGUUUAAUCCACAUCAGUAUCCGUAUGCAUGUGUACAGGUAGGGUGUGUAUCUCUCUCCUGAUGUGGGUUGGAUUGCUUCAAAUUGCAUCGAUUCAUCAGUAUAAAUCUGCAGUCUAGUUGUAAUAUUUGAUUUUAUACCACAGCGGUCUCAGGACUCUGGUCGUAGCCUCAGUAAUAAAAAAAAGAGUGCAGCAGUGAUAUCAGAAGGAGCUGGCUUUAGAACAGAUCUUUGACAGCAGCCAUGUGGAAAAUUGGAUCGUGGAACUGCUGAAACUGCAGGACAGCCGCUAAAGUUCCUGUCAUGGCAGAAAUCCAGCCGAUAGUUUGACGGUCAGAUUGUUGAUAAUUCAGUCGUUCAAAGGCCGGUUAAAGAUGCUCGCCGGGUUAAUCGAGGAGACGUUAAAAAAGGUCGACGCUCUCGUACGAGCAUCAAUGCAGAGAGCAAACAAACAUGGCUGACAACCUGCAGAAUCGAAAUUGAUUUCUGUCCCAGAGUGUGAGAUCAGAUUAAUCCGGUGUGUGCUGAUGUAUGCCAGUACAUGUGUGUGAGAUAGUGUGUGUGUGUGUGUGUGUGUGUGUACGGUAUGUUUCUGUGAGUCUAUUCUGAGCUUAACUGCGCUCAGUGAAAGCUGUAUGUGAGGAGGAAACAGCUGUCGGCUCCUACGUCACUAUAACACAAGAACACAUCCUCCCAGCCAAUCAGGACGCAGCAGGAUUUUACUCUAUAGCGUGACAGUUGUGAGUGAGAUACACAAUCACAGCUGAUCAGUUUACUUUCUGUCCAAUUUGUCAGAAGACAGCUGUCAUCUCUUGAGGUAAAAGUGUGAAAGAAAGAGAAAAAACAAGUUCCUUUAGAUGUCUCAUAAAAGCUGAGAGUUAAAUUUGGAACAGAGUUUGAUGAUGAGAUUAAAGCUGUUUUCAGACUUCCUGUUUAAUCUGACAUUUUCUUUGUAUCGGUGUGACAGUCUGUUCAAUCCGGUCAGCAGAGAGAGAGGAAGAGGAGAGUAAUGUCAGAGAUGAUGAAGGGCUCUAAAGCUCUGAUGAAAACACUAUUAAAUAUGAAGGAAUUCAAAUUACAGAACUAAAGUAUUGAGAGGGAUUUGUGCUGUGAUUUCUCAAGAGGGGAAAUUAAACUGUUUCAUCUGCAGAAGGCGAGAUUUUAAAUCCAGAAGAACCGGGCGGAGGGAGAUUAAAUCCUGCAGAGUGUUUUGGAACAAUGAGAAGUUUAAAAUAAGACUCUAGAGAGGACAGUAAGUGUAACAUUUCCUCCAUAAGAAGACUCUUUUUUUCCUGUAGUGUGGGUAGUGUGAAAUGCAGUGUAUUCUGGGAUGGAUCACAACAUGGAACAAGCUGGCGGCACCACUUUAAUAAACAAUGUGGUGGCUGGUAUGAUUGGAAACACUCUUCAGUGUAAGACAAGUGACCAGCAGCAGAGGGUCCUCACUUCAAAACCACCAACUCUACUGUAGACUGAGCUCAACUUCUGCACCGACAUGGCAAAAAACAAAAAGAGAAGGAAAGUAGGGCUCGGCGAUAAAACGAAAAUUUACAGAUACCCAAAUUUACGUCAUGAUUUACAUUACAAUUUACGACUUCCUUUUUCUCAUUUAUGCUGUUUGACUUUCGCUCCCAAAACACUUCAAGCCAGUUGAGGGCUGAUUGAGGUGCAAGAGAAAAUCAAUCCACUAUCACAUUAUUUAGGUAGGUACGUGCAACUUACAGAAAUUCGACUUGCAAUUGUAACGUCAGCAGACUUAUGUGUUAAUAUGGUACUUUAAAGUGGCAGGAUGUCAAACACAGAUUACACCAGAAAGUAGGGCUGGGCGAGACACCAAAAAUUUACUGAUACCUAAAUUUACGACAAUAACCAACGUAAUUUUGCCCAUAUCGGUAUAUUCGGAAACAAGACUCCACCCCAUCCAGUCGGUAACAAAGAGGGAAAGACAGGUGAGGAGAUGGAGGACGGUUCAAAAGUUGGAGCGGCUGAAGUAGACGAAGUUAAUGUGUGAGGGGGUGAGCAGCUUGUGGAGUAGUUAUCGUCCACUUAUCGUUAUCGAGGUGAACUGAUCAAUUUAUUGUGAUAUUGAUUUGAGGCCAUAUCGCCCAGCCCUACAAGAAAGCAAGUGGUGCGAGAAAGAGCAUCACAGCUGCACAGAAACUGCAGUUUACUGACUUUUCAGGAUGACGGGAAACUUUUUUUAUUCCCAAAUAACGAACUGUGUCUUAUGAACCCAUGUAUACAACUUCUAUCCUAGAUUUUACAGUACCCACACACACCUUUAUUUCAUGGUAAAGAAUGCAAAGUUUCUCUUCUAAUAAAUCGUACCUGUGACCGUCUGUUUGUUUUCGAGCCUCUCACUCCACCUCCUCUUGACUUUUACAGUCAGAUUACCGUCGAUACAGUUCCUUCACUGAAACUUUUUGUUCCUGUUCAGUUUUAUGAUCUGGAAGAAAGAGUAAACAUGAGAAAGCAGACGUGAUGAUUGAUGUGGAGAGAGGAAAUAACGUCACAGAGAGGCAGGGGAAUAAUAAAGAAGAAGAAACCGAGUGAGACGGAUCAAAGCUCAGGUUUGCUGGAAAAGUACAGACUAGAAACAUCUCACAGACAUAUUUUUUUAUUCUAUUUAAAGCAAACAGCGUCCUGACAGAGUGUGUCGGCACUAGUUUAUUUUCGGCUAUUUUUAGGCCGACUCUGAUGUUGCUCAUGACUCAAACUGGAUGAAAUGACUCUGCGUCCCAGAAAAAUCCAUCACAAGAGUCCCCAAACGCAGACCUGCUGCAGGGAGAGGGACGAGACAGUCACUGCAUGAAAAUAAAGGGAAUUGAUCCAAAUCAAUGAUUGUGUGUUUAUGUUUGGUUUUAUUAAACACUUAAAACGUCCUGUCCUGUACAUCAGUGCACUUUUAACCCUUCAUUUCCAUAUCACGAAUAAAACAACCCUAUGGAGAGUUUUCGCCAUGAAUGAGCAGCUCUUUCACCCUCAGGGUCACUUUUAUCAGACCUGUAAUGUUGAAGGUCUUUCAGUCUGAAAUCUGAAAGUAUUCGCCUGGGGGGAAUAAAAAUGGCUGCUGAGAGUUUUGCAGAAGCCGCAGUUUUUGAGUGGUUUGGCUGCAGGUGAAAUCGCAUUUUGAAGCAGAUGACUUUUGGUGAGGAUGGGGGUUGAAGACCUGGCUGCAGAAUGGAAAUAUUGUGGCGCGUAGAGGAAGCAUUUCAUGGUUAUUGAGGGUAAAAGGCGUCCAGUAAAGUACACAUCUUUCUGAGGCAGGAUGCAAAUGUUCACCUUGUAUCUGCUUGAACAUCAAGUUUUAGUUGAAAAAGGCGUCAGUCAAACUGAUAAAACAGCCUUUGUUGAAAACAGCAGCUGAUGGACAUUAGUAGGUCAGUCUCUGUUGUGUCUGAUCACCGUCACCCAAACCCUCAGGAUACAAGCGCACAUGCAGCCACUGAGCAUCUUCCUCUAAACGCCGUACAUCACGAUUAUCUUCACGCUCAGCUCUGAGCGACGUGGCGAACAUGAUUUUUCCGUUCCCACAGACGGGGGGGGAACUUUCCACAACAUCCCAGACAGAUGUAGUAGACCAGUUCUCAUGGAAAUGGGCCACUGGUCAGACUGUUGUGAUAAUGACUCUGCAGAUCCACGGCGCAGAUACUGGGACAGAUUUAGACCGACUGGGAGAGCGCUGGCGUCAGCUAAUCGCGCUCUUACCCAGAUACUGAUGAUGUUUAUGACCUCAGCGUUUCUCUCACAGCGGAGCCGAGAUAACCGACAGAGAUGUUUAUGGAGACGGUGCAGCAGUUUGCUAUUAAUAAACCUUUCUGUUCAAUGUCAGGUACACUUCAUAAAUCAGACUCUAUGAGAAUUAAACUGUAUUGACCGCAUGACUUUUACAUUCAACGCUAUCCUGGUGAUAAUUUGUCUUGGUUGUUUACAGUUAGAAUCUCUGUGCAUCAGUGUUGUUUUCAUAAAUUUAAAUCAGCUGUUUUGCAUUAAUGUGAAGAAAAUCUGCUUAUUCCAGAGCAGACAGAUUCUACCUCUCUUUUUCACUCAUACUGUAUGUAGACAGCAUUUUGCGUUGUCAGGAUGAGAGUGCGCAGAGCAGCUCUGUGCAGCAGAGAGAGCAAAACUGACUUCACUCCAAAUCUCAUGUUUUCUCACUGUUACAGAACUUAGAAACAUAGAUUUGAGGUUGUUCUCCACGAUAGAAAUAUGAAAUAUAGAUGCAAACCUUUAUGCAUUCAUACAGGCUGAUUUGCUUAUCCUGAUUUAUUACGUUGGACGAGCUCCCAUGGCAACAGCAAACUAAUUCCACUGAUUGGUUUGUUUUGACCUGUGGAUUCAGCUUGUUGUGAUAUCAAAACACUUAAUUAUCGGGUUUCAACCAAUCAGAAUCAAGCAUGUCCAGGGCUCGACAGAGUGACAGUUUCACUCGCAUUUGCGACUGAAAAUAGAUGUGUGCGAAUCGUAAAAUGUAUUUAAGGGGCGCAUAAAGAAAAAUCAGCCGAGGCAACAAAUGUUUUUUCUUGUAAAUACGGCGGUGAAGUUAGUUUUAGGUUGGAUAUAUUUUCCUGUAAAUACGGCGGUGAAGUUAGUUUUAGGUUGGAUAUAUUUUCCUGUAAAUACGGCGGUGAAGUUAGUUUCAGGUUGGAUAUCUGACGGACAUUCUCUGAGGAUCUACCGGUGUCUUCUCACUCUCUAUAACCGGGAAUAACAACAGCAGCGCGGUUAAAUCUACUCGACACCCUCACUGUCAAUGUCGGUGUUGAAUAAGGGACCGUCAAUAAAUUACCGGUUGAUGUUCUCAGAAAAGGCUGUUUUCCUUCAAUAGCUUCAAUGUCAGUGACCAAUUGACCUAAAAUUGAGGUCGGACGAUAAGACAAACCUCUUUUUUUCCCUGAUUUUUCCUCUAAAAUAAUUCUUUGUUAAAUUUAAAGGCAAAUUUUCAACAUUUUCUUCAACAACUUUCAUGUCAUGUGACCAAUUGAUCUAAGAUUGAUUUUAAAUAAUACUACUUAUAUCGACCAAUAAGACAAACAUUAUUUGAUCAGUUUUCAUUGUGUCCUUAAAGUUCUUUGUGCACUCCUUGUGAAAAAGUUAGUGUCCUGCCCUGAUGUCAUACUUUCUCUCAAACUCGAACCCUGUCACCGUUGUCUUCUCCGCCGUCGUCCAUCAGUGGGUGUCAGACAUUCCCCUUUUUCCAUUCCCACACAAUCAUGGUGACAUUCCACAGCAUUCCGGAACGUUGUGGAAUGCCGGUUCCCGUGGAAAUGGAACGCUGAGAAGAUUCCAUCACGUGACCGUAGAUACAGUAGACACCAGAUAUAGAGUCGGUGGAAAUAGAUGUUCAGUGUUUAAUAAUAAUAAUACAGCAGGAGCGAUGGAUCAGUCUGUUUUAUCGAGCUCAGACUGAGAGGAACACAGAAACCGGAGGAGGAGAUGUAUGUCACUGCCCAGAUGUUCCCACAGCAUCACACACACACACACGCACACACACACACACAAACACACACUCAGCACUCUCUAACUGAAGUCCUGAGAACUGACAGUAAAAGUUCAAGUGUGUGCGUCUCAUUCAGACAGUGAGCAGCAGUGAUAACAGUGAUUUAAUCUCCAUGUGGCGUGGAAUCACCAGGUCAGCCGUAAAAAAACAGAGGCAGAUGCUCCGUGUGUGUGUGUGUGUGUGUGUGUGUGUGUGUGUGUCUUUGUUGUUUGAAGUUGUGUAACCGUUCGGUUUCUCAGCAGAAGGUCUCGGCGUUCUGGUUCCAUCUGGGGUUCAGUUCCAAUAUGCUCAGACUCUGUGUGUGUCUCUGUGAGAGUUUCUGGGAGUCAUUCGUCAUUUUAUCCUUCACACAUACUAACCUGGUGAAGCAUCAAAACUGUAAAACUUGAACUGGUAAUAUCUAAAUGUUGCACCACGUGCUUUUGCUGCAGGAGGAAAGAGACUUUCUUUUAUACGCAAAGUGUCAGUUCAACUCCUGGUUGACGAUCUGAGAAGCAGUUGAAAAAAACGGAACCUCUCUCCUCUGUGCUCUACGAUAACUCCGCCCUGAACCUGUGUCACCCUCCCCACGACACACUCAAGCCAAACGCGGGCUGUCGGCUCUGUACAUCGAACAGAACAUUAUCACACCUCUGAAUCUCCUAACCCUAACCUGACAGACGAUGAUGUUUCACAGCCAUAAAGAAUAACCAAUCGAAGCCCAGCACUUCUAGCCAAUCAGAUGCGAAGGGGGGCGGGACCUUCCCCUACCAUCCUACAAAAAAAAAGUUUGUGUCCAGGCAGGAUGGCUCCUAUUGGUCAGUGUUUUUGCAGCCUUGCACCUGAUAGGAUGAACAGAUUUUUUCCGAUCUUUUUUAUCUUCACUUUGUGGAGAUCGCACUAUAGGACCAUGAUCGCCAUAGAAACGAGGUUUAUAAUAAUUACCAAUCUCUAAAAUCGUCGACCAUGUUUUUAAGUUUGAAAUGUGGACUUGUGUGGUUCAGAGAGGUGUUUUCUUGUCUGCGCUGUGAAGGGAAAGCCUGUUUGUGGUGUUCCUGUACAUUAGCAUAUCUGUGCUGAAGGCCUGUGUGCAGAAAGUGCUCUCUAUUGAUUAUGCAUGUGCCCUAUAUACAGAUACAGAGAGUGGAGUUAAACUGUGCGCUGCUUAUUGAGUGAAACAUGCAGCUUUAUUUUCAGCAGGUGCCGUGUGUGUGUGUGUGUGUGUGUGUGUGUGUGUGUGUGUGUGUGUGUGUGUGUGUGUGUGCGUGUGUGAGACUUUAUGCUGAUGUCAGUUUUGUUAUGUAACUGCUGUGAUGUCAGAGAGCUGAGCUCCUUGGCCUGCUCUGGUAGCAGAGGUCUGUUGUUUUAAUCCCACAAGGUCGGCACGGCGACAGAACCUGGCUCAUGACCUGACCUUCACACACACACACACACACACACACACACACACACACACACAGAGCAUUGUGGUCACAAAUCAGCAGGUCUUUUGUUUGUCUCUGUUUGGGAGUGUGCGGUUGUUGUAUCCUGUCAUCCUAACACCAACAAUAAUAGGUGUGUGUCCCGGGAAUGCACACACAUUGUCAUUUUAUCGUGACCACAGUGGUAUUUUAGUUUUCUGCCACUCUAAGCCUUGUGUGUGUCUACUGUGUAUAUUUCACUCACAUGUCCUCAGCCUAGGCCUGGGCGAUUGAGGCGAAAAAAAGAUCACAAUAAUAUUUUGUCAUAUCGUCCGAUCUCGAUUAUUAUCAUGAUUUUUUAAAAAUCUUUUAAACUGCCAGUUUAAGCGCAUCUGUACCAAAAACUAAAGAAAUGAGAGGUUAGUUCAACAUUUUAUUAUCAUACAAAGAAAAUAACAAAGCAAAUAAAAUAAGAUAAAUGUAGAAAAAUAUAAAAAACGUUUUUACUCAACAAUACAGCAAAUGUUGAUUGCACAUUGGCUUCAUUGCUCGACGUCACUUUAGAGAUACCCGAACUGCCGCCACACAACCGACGUUGAAUAACUUUUCUUCUCAACAAUGGCGUCUUCGGAGGAGGACUCAAAGUCACGGCGGACAUCUAUUUUGCUGCCUCAUUCAUGAUUUACUCCCUUGUCACUCACCUCUGCUUCUGUCCGUUUGUCUGCAGGACUCGAAACCUGUCCGGCGGCUCUCCCAGACCUCGACACACCAAGAAGAUCAACUUCAAAAACAUGAAACAGUGUGAUAUGAGAGGAAGCAGGUGAGACACACGAACACUCUUCUUCUCCGGGUCUUUGCUGUUGCUCUCCCUACUUUAGCUUCACAUGUGAAAGGAAGAGGAAGAACAGAGCGAUGUCUGUGAUCAGUAGAGGUUAAAGCGACCCUCUUUCAUCCAGGUGUGGACUGUGUUGAGUAGUAUGUUGAUCCCUCUCACUUCCAGCGUGUUCAGUUACAGGACAACACUUAAGCACAGCAAGGUCGGCGCACAGGACUCUGGUUUAGCAGCUCGUCGGCCUGUAUUUAUAAAACUCUCUCCUGCUCCCUGGUAAAAAGAGGUGCUUGGAUUACUCUUAUUAGCCACUCUGUCUUUAUGUAACCGCACUGGGAACUGUAAUUUCUGCAAUAAAUCAGACCACUCAUGUCCCACCACAGCUGACAGACACUAAAUCUUCCUGUAGAGUCAUUUUGGACUCAUUAAUCUGAGAGUACAGCCUUAGAUUCCUCUGAACAAAACCACAAACCAGAUUUAUUGAUCAGAAAUACAACAGAAAUCUGUCUCUGAGUUCAGAUUCCUGCAGGUAUAACUUGAAUUUUCCAUCAUGGUCGAUUAUUCUUCACCUUUACAAACUCAGCUGACAUGCAGAAGUGUUGAACCUUUCCUCUCAGAGCUGAGCUGCUGGUUUGUGUCACACGCAGCCUGGACAUUGUCAUUCUGCUCACCUCUUCCUCUAUUGUUUUCUAUUCUCGUCCUUCCGUGUAGGGUGUAUAAAUCAGAGCUGUGGGUCAGAGGAACAUAAAGCUGCUCAUCAGACAAUAAUAGACUGGAGCUGAUUGUUUUAGAAUAGAUCCGGCUAAGAGCAGCCGAGCUGUUGUUUGUGUUUCAGCCAAGACACCGUGUCAUCACAGAGAGAGAGGAGUAAAUCUGCUGAGUGCUCACCCAGCCGCGGCUCAUGGGAGACUUAAAAAGUAUGAAUCAUGGUGUAAAUAAAAAUGCUUUAAGCGAGUCCCUGCUCUCAGCCCUGCUGCGGUUUCUCACUGUGACGGUCGCCCAUUCAAAUUCAGCGUACGAUUUCUGACUGAUGGUUAUUUGUUUUUGUAUAACGCCACAGAAUCAGAGAGUAUGUGGAUAAAACUGUGGGAUAAAAACAUGAGAAAGAACCAAAAGAGCGAUCAUGGGGGUCUGAAACUUGGGGGUCUGAAACUCCUCCAUCCUGUCAGUUACAGAUAUCUGCAAGGAUGAAAACUGAAGAACAUGAAGGUCAGAAGAUCCAAAGGGUGUAUUUGAUAGAAAUAGGGCUGUGUGAUACGAACUAUUUUCUCAGUGUUUUUCUCAUAAUUAUAACAAUAUGCAAACAACCAAAAAAAAAAGUGUAUAAUUCUUGUUAAUUUUAUAAUUAAGAUACUGUGUUAAUUGUUAUACCCUCUCCUUAAACUUGUCUGGUAAACUGUGACUGUCCUCUAAGUAGGGCUGGGCGAUAAAACGAUAAUGAUAUAUACAGGGCUUGAAGACCUCCGGCACGGUGCCAGUAAUCCAGCUCGGAAUUAUUAUUAUUUUUUUGUCUAAAUCAUGUAAAAAAAAAAAACUAGUUAGUUUGAUCUGAAUAUGACCGGUAGAGGACAACAUUAUAGCGUACAUCCUGCCGAAGAAGAAGAAAAAGACACGUCAGCGAACGGCCCAGCCCUACAUGAUACAAACUGAAAAUAAUUUCUCUGUAUUUUGAAAAUAACAAUGACAACAUGCAAUAUCUUAAAAGAAAAAACAGCCCAAAAAAAGUGUAUAAUUCUUGUAAACGUUAAAAUUCAAGAUACUGUCUGAAUUGUUGUAUCUUCUCCUUAAACUUGUCCGGUAAACUGUGACUGUCCUCGAAGCCGACAAAUUGAGGGAUUUGAGCUGAAACAGCCCGGGGUUAAAACAACAAGACUCUGGCUCAUAUCCUGUGUAACAGUGACCUUUCUGUGGAUAAAUGUAAGUGAAUAACAUGUGAAGUCAUCGGUCACAGUUACUCUGAGGAGGCAUUACUGAUCUGAUCCCAGCCUUCAGUUUCUCUGCAUGGAUACAGAGUUUAUUUAGAUCCUCUCUUGUUUUCAUUAGUGGUUCUUUUUGGAGCUCAGUAAUUACGAACAGGGGUCAGGGGUCUGCUUCCCAGGAGGAUUAGUCUGGUGUUUUUCAUCUGAGGUGACCGUGGAAUAAUGUGGCCCCCAGCGCUAUGAAAAGUGUGGUAGUGCACGGACGUGCAGCGGGGACAGCCAGAGUCCCAGCAGAGUCACGUUUCCAGCUGGCCUGUUGUGAUGCUUCUGCUGUUUCCACUGAACUCCCCGCUGACUUCCUGCUCUCCACUUUCCCAUGCAUCAUAAAAAAACAAGCUGUGUGUGUGUGUGUAUCUCAGCGGCACAUGCAGACAACAACAGCAUUAAAUCCAAACUCAUCAUCGGUCUCUGGGGAUGCACAGAGGAGGGGGAAACAGCGGGGGCCGAGGAGGACAGUCAGUUUUUAGACUUUUAUUUAAGAACUGAUCAUUUCCCCACAGGAGGCAGAAUCUUAUUAAAGAAAAACUACACUUCAAACAUCAUAAUAGACCUUCAAAACACCAUAAUAUCAUGUCAUACAAUAACAUACUUUAUAAUAUCAUACCACACUUUAUGAUUACAUUGAAUACUAUGAAAUAUAAUGUAUUACUAUGCAUCAAAAUUCAUUAAGACUAGUCGCAAAUGCAUGUGAAAUGGUCGCACUGUUCAGCCCUGAUAUUACAGUACAAUAAUACACCAUAACUCAUCAGGUGACACUAUAUGUUUCUAAUUAGGAGUGAUCAAAUUACAUGAACCAAUACAAUGCAAUAUGAUACAAUAUGAUACAAUAGUACACUCUACAUUGUGGUACAAUAUUACUCAAUAUGGUAUGAUCUGUUAUGAUAGGUUACUAUGAGAUAAUGUGUGUUACUAAUAAAAAAGUAAGAUAAGAUAAAAGAAGAUACACAGUGUGACAUAAUAUGAGAGGAUUCCGGAAUGUAUGAUGUCAUACUAUACUAUAUGAUAAAAUAUUAUAUGAUGAAAUAUAAGAGGAUUCUAGAAUGUAUGAUGUCAUGCUAUACUAUGUGAUAAAAUAUUAUAUGAUACCACAUAAUACAAUUUGAUAAAUUUAACUAUGUUGCAAUAUCAUACAAUAUAAUGUAAUUAGAAAUAAUAUGAUGCUACACAAAAGUAUGCUUUACAAUAGUACUACGUGAUAAACUAUUACAUGAUGCAAUACAAUACUACACAAAAGUGUUUAUUAAAAUCACUUAUGAUGUAGCCUACUACAAUACAACAUUAAGAUACCGUAUGAUACAAUACUACGGUACCAGAGUAUAGGAUGUAAUAGGUUACAGGACAGCAAGUAAUGUUUUAUAUGAUGUGAUAUGAUACGAUAUUAAAGGAUACAAUAUAAUACCACAAAAUAUUAUAGUAUAAGAAACAUUGUAAAACUAUACAAUGAUAUAUUAUAAUAUAAUAUGUACAAUACCAUCUAAUUUAACCCAGUUUAACAUACUGUAUUUAUGAAACAGAUAUAGUAGGGCCCUUCUUCAGCUCAGUUUGUCUUCCCUCUGCGGUGAGAAACUUUCCCUCCAUCCCGUCCCUGACUUCUCCCUCCCAAAAAAGGAUCGUGGUUUCAAACAAAUCUGCGUGUGGGUGUAAGGGUGCUGGGAAGUCUACCGGGUCAUCAGGUGGGAGAACUACCAAUCUCUGACAAUUUGUUGAGUUAAGCCCACAACACCAGGAAACCUCGGCAGAACCGCCCCCUCUUUACCUGAACCGAAACCCACGCGCUCAGCAGCUUCAGGUUAGAGGAUCCGGCUCUGCUCUUUUACAGCUCUUAGUUUGUUUUAUUCUCAAAUCCAGGUUAUGUAACUUUCUCCAAGUGCUGUGAUGAACCUCCGAGCUGGUUGGCGUCUUAGUUUGAUGUGGCUGAGUCUGAACUAAAGGGUUUUUCUUCCUCCCUCUGACCAUCUCUGAGGGAAGCAAAAGGUCAAUGAUUCUGUGUCUCUUCGGAGGAAAAGCAGAAAUGCUGAUUACUCACCAGAAAGCAGAUGAGCUCACAGAUGUUUGUGUUUAUGUUUUCUCACACUCUGAAUCAUCUCGCAGCCUCUUUGCUUUCUCAGCCAAACAUAAUGACUGUAAACAUUUUCCUCUCAGACACAAAGGAGGGGAGCGACGUGCAGUCUGUGCUCCACAGGGCUUUAUACUCCAGAGGAUCCACUAAAAAAAAACACACACACACACACUGUUCCAGUGAACUCCAGGGUCUCCUGUGAAGCUGGUCAAUUAGGAAAGAGUGGAGUGUGUGUUUGCAUGUUUACAAAACAUUUCAUUCCCCUGUGGGGAGAGAUGACUGGGAGAUAAAAACUUUCUAUAUUUAAAGUCAAACGUCUGACCCGUCUGUUGUGCUUCUGCAGCUUCAUGCUGUUUUUCAGCUUUUCUCUCACUGGUUUGAUUUCCAUCUUCUGCAAAACAAGCCCUGAACUCACAGCACAGUGAGGAACUGUCUGCAGUGUCAGCACGACUUCAGGGGUUUGAAACAGAAUAAAGACAGGAUUUUUAGGAUAAACCCGACUUUGUAUAAAGUUCUUCUUAUUCUUAUUUUUUUGACAAAUACUUCGACCUUUAAAGGGAUAUUCUGGUGUAAAACUAAGUUAGGGUCAAACACACCAUAACACCGAGUUAGACAACCCGUGGCGAGAUGAAUGUUGCCGACCGCUUGCUUCUCUAGUUAUACCAACUUUAGUAACGACCGCAGGAUAGCAAUACAGAGAGACAAGCCCUCAACUGAAACGCCACUCUAUAGCCACAAAUAAUGCUCAGAACAGCACCUAACUUCAUCAACAGGACAUAUAGGGUCACAGACAUAGUACUAGACACCAAACAUCUUUUUAAAUUUGCAAAGAGACUAAACACAGCUCACCUACUCUCUUCCAGCAGCUGCUUGUUUGUAGCGAGACCGCAGACCAAUCCAUUACGGACUACAGCGGGGUUUCGCAGCUCAAGGAAGAACAUUUAUGAUCAUGGCUCCUUAGACCGCUGUGUAUUGCUGUCGAGAAGCAAGCUUUCGAGGGGGUGUCUAAGUCGGUGUGUUUGACCCUAAAUUAAUUUUACACUCCUCUGUUUUCUGACUGCGUUUGCUCGGAGCUCUGAUGUGUUUUUUCCUGACAGGAUCUCUUCUCCACACGCUCCAUUUUUCCAACAUUUGAGUCACUGCAUUAAUAACCCGGACUCUCCCUGUUAAUUAAAUCACUUCUAAUCUAAUUUGAUGAAAUAGACUGAAGGAUCUGAUCGUUUUCCUCAUUUACAGAAAAGUUGGAGUCAUGUCGAGAUGACGUUAACUUCAUAAUAACCACUAAUCAUGAGUUUGUUUGUGUUUCAGGAUUGUGUUGAUCUGCGCCAAGAGAUCUCUGUGUGCCGCCUUCUCUGUCCUACCUUAUGGAGAGAGCUUCUACCUCAGGUAACCCAAACACACACACACACACACAAACACUAACACACAAGCAGAGUCACACCCACCAACAUCUCCUGUGUCAGAGGUCAGGGAAGAAGACAGAGUAGGAGGAGAUUUAUGGCGAGGAUGAGGGAUUUCAAGGAGGAGUAAAGAAAUACGAAGCACAUUUAUAACAUCACACUCCACCUGUAACCACAAUCGCAAAUAUCCUGAUACAAAGACCCUGCUAUGUUCACAAACAGACACACACACACACACACAUCCAACAGCGUGACUAACUCGGGUUCUUCCUGCGGAGGAUGUGAGCUCUGAUCACACUUCCACUUUAUCUUCCAGCUGAUGUUUUGUCCUCCAAUCCUGACAGUUCAGCGUGUUGAGCAGAACAUGUGACCGUGGUGGGAAGUGACUUUUGACCUUUCACUCACGGGACUGUCUCUGAGCAUGUCCCACCCCGUCACUCUAACAGACUGUGGACAGAGAGACAAAAAGAGGAUAAUAACACCGAGAAAAAAAAGGGAUUCAGGGUCCUCUAGCAAUCCAGGACUGGAGGAAUUUUGGGGUUUUCAGGAAAUGAUGAUUUCCUUAAAAGAAAAGAUCACAGGGUCAGAAUAUUGUCUUUUUUAAUCCCUGAAGCUGGUGUGAGAGGGAAGGUGUCCUCCGAGCAGCUGCAGAUCAGCCCUGUUUGAAGAUUUAUUUAUUUAUUAUUAUUAUUAUUGUUAAUAUUAUUAUUAAUAUCAAUAUUAUCAUUGGUAUUAUUGUUUUUAUUUUAUUAUUAUUAUUAAUUAUUUAUUUAUUCAUUUAUUUUUUAAUUUACAUAAUUAUUUAUUAUUAUUGUUAUUAUUAUCAUUAUUUAUAUUAAUAUUAUUAUUUAUAUUGUUAUUUUUUUAUUUUAUAAUUUAUUAUUGUUUUUUUUUCAAACAUGUGCGUACAACACAGAAAGUAAACUGAAAACAAACUUAACUAGUGAGAAUAUUUAAAACAACGAGAAAACUAAUCAAAGCAAAAAAGUAUAAAUAAGAUGAAUUAAUAAAAAAUAAAAGUAGUAAUAAUAAUGCAAACCCAACAUGUCUGAAAAGGAGCAGGAUGAAUUAAACCUACCUCUUCUCCUUUACUCAGUAAUAUCAGUCAGUUUCCGGCAAAAUUAAAUUAUAUUAUCAAAAUACAACAUAAAUAGAAUAAAGGUGCGAAAACACCUCAUAGUUAAUGCCCUUCUACCUUCCUUUACCUGGUGAGAACCAUGUGUCUGUCCCGCUUUUUAAACUGGGUAUAUUCACAUUAAAUGAUACAUUUUAAUGUCAAAUAUCAGCAGGAUUGUUUUGUGAUAAAAGAUAAUUCAGCAGGUGGAGGACAAGAUAAGCAAAGACAGGGGGCGCCACAGUCAACACAAAACAAAGGUUCCUCACAGGAGCUUUAAUGUAGCUCUGACCUUGAAAACAUCAAACCAGGGAGCAGAGGAUGAGACCCGAUGGGAGCAGAUGGUCACAGCCUGAUGUUAGAGGAAAUGAAAAGGAUCAGCUGUUUGAAGUCAGCACCUGAUCCGCCUCUGAGACAGAAACAGACAAACCUACUAACUUAUGACUGCAUCAAACUCUAUCACCUGCUCAUGCAAACCACUUCACUUUGUCUCCAGUGACCCCACAUUAAACCACCCCAGGAGGAGGCACUCGUCUGGAAACAUCUCCACCACCCUGGAGAUGCUGCCGGGGCUGGAGGGCUUCCACCUGGACUCCUACGGCCGGGUUAGAAACACACAUUCAGACACAGACACAGAUACUUAAUCUGAUCAGAUCAUACCAACCAUCCUGCUCUCUCUCUCUCUCUCUCUGUUUCAGUCGGUGUCGUACGCCCAGUUCCUGUACCCCACUAACGCCCUGGUGAGGCAGAAGCCGGCCUCGGCCAGCGACCUGACGCUGCAGAUUCCCCAGUCCAGGAGCACACACAGCAUGCCGGGCCGGAGCUACCCGCCCAGCAGACUGAACAGCACCGUGGGACUGGACCUCGGUAAUACACGCCCACACUGACACUGUCUCAGAAGAAUUCAUGGAUCUCCGUUUAGUUAGUUUAGUUUAAUUAAGAAAACAGGAAGUGGAGUCUGAGAGUGCGCGCAUAUGUAUAAACACCCCGUCUGGUUCUAUCUAUAAACACACACACCCACAGUGACACAGCCCUGUAUUAACCUCUAAUCCAGAGCCUUUCAUUAACAUAACACAGCUGUGUGUGUGUGUGUGUGUGUGUGUGUGUGUGUGUGAGGGAGGCGGUGUGCUCACUGAUAGCAGGUCUGUAUUUUUAGACUUGGUGUGACGUUACUCUUGUUUUUCUUUUUUUUCAUGCUCCGAUUUUAAAGUAACUGUGGAUUCAUAUUAAACACAUUCACAUCAAUAUUUAACCCAUAAUGUAGUCAAGUUCAGAGAUAUGAACCAAACUACAGUUGGUCUGCAAAGAGGUGCAUGUGUGAGCGCCAGAUUGUUCAUAUUGCAAAAUAGCAAAAUAAUACAGUAAAUGUAAAUAAAACAUCAGAGGAAACAAGAUGAAAAUAAAUAAAGGCAUAAAAAAACAUCAAGUUAGUCUCUGAAUAUAAGACUUAUUUUUAUCUUAUAAUUAUAUAAAUUUGAUGUUAAAACCUGAUUUAUGAUCCUGCUCCUUCAAUCCAGUUAACUCAGCGUUCUCUUUGUGUCUUUCUGUGUUUUUGUGUUUUCAAGGUCUGGAGGACGUGACAGACUAUGACCCUAACCUCCUCAGUGACCCCCAGUGGCCUUGUGGGAAACACAAGCGGGUGCUGAUCUUCGCCUCCUACAUGGUAACGCCACCCUGAGGAUUUUUAUUUCUGAUUUAAACUCUGCUGCUUUAAGACAAAACAUCGUUUUAUUCAGUAUCUUUAAAUAUUUCUCAGUGUGAACCUCAUAAAUCAGAGGAAGAAUAAACCUCUAGACCUCAUCGUCUUAAAGAAGCUCCAGUAUUGUUAUCAUGUCAGAAUUACAGGUCAGAGGUCACUUAAUCCCUGAUAACCUCACACAUCGUGGUCAUUUCCAGGCUCCCAGAUUAAAGAGACGCCACAAAGACAACAGGAAGUAGAAAUCAAGAGAGAGAUGGCGCCAUAUGUCCGAUUAUAAAACAUAUUUGACGGCCCCUUUACAACCUAACAUGACUCUUAAUCUGGAAUUCAGUAAGACAGUUUUAAUAUCACAAGAUUAAAGAAGAGAAAACAGCUGUGCUCUUAGUAUUUUAUUUUGAAGGGGAGCUCUCAGAGGAGCAGCUUCCUGUGCAAAACAAGUUUCACAAACACCUGAAAAUAAAGAGGUUAUUCUGGUAUUAUCACAGCUUUGUUCUCAUGACUUGAUCGUCUCACAGCUUUUUUAUUUUUAGAGCCUCUGAUUUUUCAGAAAACAGAGUAAAGGAGUAAAAAUAAAGAGCUGGAAAAGAAAGAAAGAAAAGAAGAGAGGAAAUAAAAGUCAAGAAUUCAAGAGGGAUUAUAGAACACACCAACACUCACACCCAACGUAAUUAUUCUAUAGGCUGCAGCUGAGUUUAUCCCUGCAGAGAUGAGUUCAGAUCACACACACACGCACACACACACACACACACACACACACACACACAGGAUUUAUCAAGCCGGUUUAAUCCAUAGGAGAAGAUUACUGCGGAGGUGGGUCGCUAUGUCACUGAUCUCACUGUGCGUUGUGUGUGUGUGUGUGUGUGUGUGUGUGUGUGUGUGUGUGUGUGUGUGUGUGUGUGUGUGCGUGUGUGUGUGAGCAUUACACAGUGUGAUCUCACCACCCACCGCAGUCUCAGCUCUCUGACAAACACCCUUAAAUACACUCUCUAACCUCGUGCGGCCGCUGUGGGUGAUCAGAGGUUUCCAGAGGAGUGUGGGUCAGACCGCCGUGUGGUCGACUUCAGCAGAGAUUACAGGACUGAACCUGGACCACGAGAGGCCUUAGUCCUGGAUAUCACAAAGAGAAUUUAAAUGAACCAAAAUCAGUUUUACUUCUGAAAUGGCCCAGACUCUAUUCAUUAAAAAAAGAAGAUUCAUUAAUCCGAAAUAUGGCGAUUUUGUCUCGCUUUUAGCACCAAAAAUAACCAUUUUUAGUGUCCUAGAAUUGUGGUCCUGAAACUGCAGUGUUGCUCUGCGGACAACAGGAGAAAAAACACACGUGUUUUUCCACUGGGGGGCGCUAAAAUCAACAUAACCAGAAGUUCCUCACAGCAGCUUUAAGAAACCGAACUUUCUAUUUGAAGCUGCAAAAGUCCGACCAGCUGAUGUCAUAAAAAUCUCUCAGAGUUUCUGUGAAAACAUUAAAAAUAAGAAGAUUUAGGGCGUAUAACUUUUGUUGAAUUAAGACAGAGCAGUAACGUCGCUCUGUUUACGUCUUCAUGGCGUUCAUUUACAUCUGCUGACCUUUGGUUCACCUGUAAAUCUCUCCUGUUUACACUCUGACAUGACUGCAGUCUCCUCUCUUUAAGUAUUUCCUCUCUCCUUCACUCUCUUUUAUUCCGCUGUCACUUUUAUUUACUCAAAGUCUCUCCUCUUCUUUUUAAUCCUGCAGACGACAGUCAUAGAGUACGUCAAACCGUCUGACCUGAAGAAAGACAUGAACGAGACGUUCAAGGAGAAGUUUCCUCACAUUAAGCUCACUCUCAGCAAAAUCCGCAGGUAGACGAACUGAAUCAAAUCUCUAAACAAACAUGAAACUGGACUGAUGUGGAAAAACGAGCUCUGAUUGUAACUUUGACUUCCUGAUGCUCUGUCCGCCUCACAGCCUGAAGAGAGAGAUGAGGAUAGUCGGGGAGGACUGUGGGAUGCAGCCUGUCACCAUAGCGAUGGCGUUCGUCUACUUUGAGAAGUUGGUGCUGCAGGGUCGGCUCAAUAAACAGAACAGGUACUGACACAACACAACAACAUGACACAACAACAUGACACAACACGACAACACGACACCUAUGAUAGGUCAAAGAAAGGGAAGUCCUGCUCGUACCACAUGUAAAAACUACGGAGGAUGAUUACGGCCACAGAAGAGAAAAAAAAAUUUACAGGAGAAAGAUUUUUUAAAUUUCCGUUUUAAGAUUAAAGUUAAAAUUUUAAAAAUUCAAAAUGAAAAAAAUCAAAAUUUCAAAAUCUAGAAAAUCGUUAUUGAGUGAAUAAAGUCGAGAUGUCGACUUUAAUCCCAAAAUUUUAAUUUGUUAACAUCAAAAUGUCGACAUUAUUCAAAGUUCAACAUUUUUUAAUCUCAAAAUUUCAACUUUAAUCUUUAAAUUUCAGUUUUUGAUUUUGAAAUUUUGACUUUAUCGACAUAAUUUUGAUUUUUCAAUCUUGAAAUGUCGACUGUAAUCUCCUUCCUCUCAUUAUUUUUUCUCUUCAUGUGGUCCUAAUCCUCUUUUGUAAAAAACAGUGAAUCCAUCUUAACUCAGAGAUUUAAAAGGAAGCAGAAAAAAGUCUCUGAUUAAGACACUAAAUGCCAAAAAACCUGAGUUGCUCUAAUUGCAUUAAAAAAAUCAGCCUGUUAAAUAAAAGUCAUUUGUUUUUCAAGUGUCUUAAAAUAAGAGUGAAGUUUGUUGGUGAAUCCUUUUACUCAUUUCUACUAAAUCAGAUCUUAUUUUUUCGGUGUGUAACAUCUAAAUUAGGUUAUUUUCUAAAUGUGUCGGGUUUAUUCAUAUUUAUCAUUUAAGGGUCAUAGUGUGUCUUUAUAUCCACUAGAACAGUGGUUCUCAACUGGUGAGUUCCGACCCAAAAGUGGGUCGUGGACACGCUCUGGAUGGGUCACGAACAGCUGGUCAAAAAAAUAAAUAUUUAAUGUGAUAUUUAUUAGAUAUUCAAUAUUUUCUGUAUAAGCAACUUCAGUAGUUGUCGUCCUCAUGUUAUGGAUUUAUGUUCAAAAUUAGAGUCUUGGUUUGAAUUUUAUGAAAGUGGAUCAGGAGAAAAUGUGGGUCCCAGAGUGAGACCAGCUGCACUAGAAUAAUGACUAAGGCCAGAGUGGUUUUUGUGUUUAAUGCUUCAGAAAAAGACCUCCACCCUGAUCAUGAACUUAAACUGUUAUAUGACUAUAAGAGAAGAAGUAAAACUGCAGAAAAUCUUCUAAAAGUCCAAGAAAAUGAAGAUCGAUUUGAACCGUUUUGGACCCCCAUAGUCUGCAGAACCUGAGUGAAGUCCAGCUCUGCUCAGAGGACCUCCUCCUGUGGUCUUAAAUCCGUGUCAGAUGAUAGAGAAGACUUUGUGUCGUUUGGUCUCAUAUUUUCUUCGCUCUCUUCCUCCCAAACCUCACACUGUUUUCGACGCUCUCUCACGCUGAAUACGGACAUCAUGUGACGGUUUCCUCUCGCCUUCACUGAUUAAAAUUCUUCUCUGACGGUUUUUAUCUGCAGAGGAUCAGAUUUAUUAUUUGAAUGAAAGCGUGAAAAAAAAACAACUUUAGAAACAUCCAGGAAAACAUCAUCGACUCCUCUGAGAUCUUUUAAAGAAACCGUUUUAUUAGCUGAUUAAAUCUGUGGCUUUCCCAGGAUGCCGCUGGGUUGUCCUCUGCAGAGGAGCGGCACCCCCUGGUGUUUUAAAAGUGCGACUACAGUCCUGUUCCUGUUCCCAGAAUUCAUGAAGUAAUCCUGCAGCUCUGUCGUCCGUCUCCUCGGUUUAUUGUCUUAAACGGCGGUUUGGUUCGCCGUCAGAGCGCCGAGGAACAACAUCCCGACUCUCACUCUGUCUCUGCUCUUGUUGUUGUUUUACAGGAAGUUGGUGUCAGCCGCCUGCAUCCUACUGGCCGCCAAGAUCAGCAGUGACCUCAAGAAACAAGAGGUCAAACACCUCAUCGAUGUAAGUGCAGAGUCAGAUCAGGGCGUCUUCCUGUCACUGGGAUCAUGUUGCUCUUACUCAGGUGUUCACAUACCUGAGAGACUUGGAGGUCAAAUACCUCAGCAGAGUCAGAGUCACAUGACAGCAGAGGUUACAGCGGCGGUAUUUCAGAGGGUUUUCAAAAAACACAGAGAAGGAGGAGCCAAAGAUACACGCUACGAAGUGUAACGAGUGUCUGCAUUACAAAGAGUGUCCACCAGAGGGCGACGGCUACUUUGUUUCCUACCAUAAAAUAAAAUUCACCUCAGUCCACUUAUUAGAAACAAUUUAAUCAACAAAUAAUCUCAGGAAAAUAUUUGUUUGAAUCAGAAAAAAAAAAAAUUCAUAUUUAAUAUUAAAUGUUUAAUUAGUAUUUAUGUUUAUUAAUAAUUUCACUUUUUUUUAGAAAUAUUAGAAACAGCUUCAGAAAAAUCUCUUGGUUAAUAAUUAUUAAAUGUUUCAUUAAUAUUUAUGUUUAUUAAUAUUUUCACUUUUUUGAAACAGAUAAGUCAAAAAAGUGCGAACACACCUCUGACACGUCUCUGACACGUCUCUGUCUUUGGCGUUUGUUUUGUGCAGAAGCUGGAGGAGCGUUUCAGGAUCAGCCGGAGGGAGCUGAUAUCCUUCGAGUUCGCCAUCCUGGUCGCCCUGGAGAUGGCGCUCUACCUGCCUGAGAGUAAAGUCAUGCCUCAUUACAGACGCCUGCAGCAGCAGCAGCAGUCGUAGCAGCGGGACACAUGGUGAUGGCGGACAGACGGGUGGAUCCUCGUGCUGAUCCUCAGAGGCUCGGACGCCAAAACUCGUCAGCACAGGCCCGGUGGCGCCUGGAUUUACAGCACAGUGACGAAUGGAGCGACAUUUUUCUCUACAAUACCAAAGUGACGACACACUGUGAAGCCCGGCUCAGCAGUGCCAACCAUCACUGAAGUACAAAUCCAACAUGAACCGAAGAGUCGAGUUUUCAUAGUUUCAGAUCUGCAUGAAAACAGGAGCAAUAACAGGAGAAGGCGUCACGACAGAAAGAGAAGGUCGGAUUUCUGAGUCGUGUCCUAAACGCACGAUUAAAAAAACACUCGUACGAGAUGAGUUUUAAAAACGCAGCACAAAUUCGUUAAAAAAGAGUUUCAGACUUUCAGAGCUGUGGUAAAGCUGAAGCCAAAGUCUGUCGCUAAAACCGUCUCAAAUUUAAUAAUUUCACUUUAAGACUCUAAACGCAGCAGAUUCCUGUAUUUGACAAUCAUUAGAAAGCGUCUGAAAGCGUCCUAAAGCCGCGGUUCUUCCAGAUCAGGUUUAGGGGAUCAUUUCAGACAGAUGAGGGACCAGGUCAGACCGUUUUCCAUGAAUCCUUUUUGGACACCCGCUCAAACUGAUGUCAUGAAAUCUGCACUUUUCCCUGUGAGGUCCAGACGAUACAGCCGUCUGUUUCUGCUCGACUUUGAGGACACUCAUUCUCGAACCCUCGCUCUGAUUGGACUUUAACUCAAAGACGGUAUAAUCGGGACAGUUUUAGCGGGACUUUACAGUCCGCUCCACCCGAGGAGUUUGGAUGAUUAAGUGCCUUAAGCUUCAUCUAUAAUUAACCGAACCUUCGAGCUGUCCCGCUGUCGUCAUUGUUUCUGCAGAAUCUCGUGUUCGGAUAUCCCGUUUGCUUCUUGGAGGUUUAAAUGCACAAGUCCAAGUCUCUUUUUUUUUCCCCAGGUUACCGUGACGAUGCAGGACACACGGCGGCGCUCAAAGCACAGAGAUUUAAAAGCCAGUUACCAAAUAUAACCGCAGUUUAAAGAAAAAAGGCCGUCUCAGCCUGUGAAAUUUUUUUUUAUCUGAUAUCAAAAAGAAGAACUAAUCCGUCAGAUAAUGACACAAGAAAAAAAUGAAAUAAAUAUGAGUGCAAAAAAAAAAGAUUUGCACUAAUAUUAAAAGUUUUGUUUCAGCAUCUUAAACAUUUUCCCUCCAAACGUCUCCAGAGAUUUAUGGUUAAAGAAAAACGCUGCAGCUGCAGAUUUCAUCACGUCUGAUUUUGAUGUUUUUAAUCUCUUAAGGUGGACUGGAAAGUUCUCCUUCUGCUCUUGAAUCACCUUUUUUAUUCCAAGACUAUUUAUUCUGUUUAUAAAGGGACGACCAUUGAACCGAACGGAGGCCUCUGAUUGGAUGUUUGUGUCUGUUUCCUCUUCACAUCGCCUCGUUGAAGACGCUGACGGCACAAACUCUCUCCUCUAGGCCUCUGUUGUUUUUGCACUUUCAGCCUUUUUGCUUCACGGCCCUGAACCUUUCUUCACGUUUAGAAACGAGGGCGAUGAUGUUUGUUUUUCUACAUUUGUUGUUUUGUUAAAAACUGACCGAGACACUGAAAUCUGUUCAUCGAUUCUCCUCCAGAUGAAGAACAUCGGCCGUAAACCUUCAGAGAGGUUUGAGUCUGGAGGUUUGACGUCGAUGUUCCUCCUCUGGGUUUGAUUUCUAUCGUGUUUAAAGGGACUCUUGUUUUCUGGAAGUCUGUGGUUCUCUUUGCUGGAAUGUUGGAGCUGGACACGGACGCUUUAAGGUUUAAUUUGGUCCAAACAAAACAACCUUAAAUCAGGAAUAAGGAAGUCAAAGAAGGAAAACUUCUCCGUACUCCUUCUUGGUUUGAUUUUUUCUCUCCGGCUCCAACAUCGGCACCAAAGAAAACUCCGACUCUGCUGUUUGCACUGAGACAUCUUUGUAAACUCUACUAAUUAAAAAAAAAAGAGAAUUUUAGCAAUAAAACGAAGCUCUCUUUAAAGAAGUUAAAAGAAGCACUACAGAAAAAAGACAAUGAUGUUUCCGAGAGCUUCCAAAGUCGUCUUCUCUACAUUAGAGAUUUGUGAUUUUGACUCUAUGCAGCUUUUCUUCUGUUGUCUGACCUUGUGUUUGUGUUUACCUGUAACGUGCCACAGCAUUUAUCCACACCUGAUGAACCUUUAUUUGAUCGAACCAGACUUUGUUUUGUAUCAUGUGACUCUCGCUGUAAAGGGAAUAUUUAACGAGUCUUCCACUCAUAAUUUUGAGUUUUUUUUAUUGACGACACGUGUGUGAAAAACUUUAUUUAUGUCCUUUCAGGUUCAGCUGUUGUUUCUCCAUGUGAUGAUCCAGAUAAAAACAAUGUGAGACAAGGGUUCAAAUAUUUUAUACGUUUAUUUUUUGACAUUUAUUGACACGCUGCAGAGACGACAAGUGCAGUUAGUGACGCUGCCGGAGAGUUCAGAGGGCGUAAGAGGAUGAAAUUAUUUAUAAUGAAUAUUUUGUAAAAGAGAAAAAAGAGCAUAUAUUGUUGAAGCUGCCAGUGUCGGAUUCAUGUCGUUUAUUUUCAUUAAAAAUAUCCAAAUAACUCUUUCUGUCUUUGUUCGGCUUCUUACUUCCACUACCUUCAUGACAUUUUCUAUCAUCCUAAAAUAUGACAUUUUUUUCACUCUAAAAUAUAUUUUAAUCAUACUAUACAAUGACAUUUUUUCAUACUAUACUAUGACAUUUAUUUCAUAAUAAAUAUGAUUUUUUUUCACA